Molecule: messenger RNA, 2636 nt
Organism: Heteronotia binoei (common prickly gecko)
Lineage: Eukaryota; Metazoa; Chordata; Lepidosauria; Squamata; Gekkonidae
Gene: RANBP3
Product: RAN binding protein 3
Exons: 18
Coding region: 112-1881 (589 amino acids)
Biological process (GO): protein export from nucleus
Cellular component (GO): nuclear pore; cytoplasm
Molecular function (GO): GTPase activator activity
Source: RefSeq, a predicted model, not a curated record
GCGCAUGCUCAGUGCGGCACCGAAUGCUCCUAAACGGGCGCGCGUAGACCGGGCAGGCGGAUUUUGCCCGUCGCCCGCGCGGGGCAUUGUGGGAGUGAUUAAGGAAGUAAAAUGGCGGACCUGGCCAACGAAGAAAAGCCAGCCAUUGCGCCUCCCGUCUUUGUGUUCCAGAAGGAUAAAGCGCAGAAGUUCCUUGCAGAGCAAAAAGGGCUGCCGGAUACAGGUGAGGACCCUGUGGGAGAAGUUGAGUCUCCUCACCGGGGGACGGGUCUCCCCGAGUCAGCCGGGGAGUGCAGCUUUGAGGCACGUGCCCCCACUGUUGCUUGUGCCAGUGCUGAAGCCCGCCUCGGCCCCAUAUCGCAAGAGCCGGCAGGGAGGUCAGCCGAUGGGUCAAGUCCAGAAGACGGAGAAGAUUCAGACCGAGAGGAUGGAAGUUACUGCCCCCCCAUAAAGCGUGAAAGGACGUCCUCACUCACCCACUUCCCUCCUUCACAGUCGGUGACAAAGAACAAUGUCUUUAUGCCAUCAAGCUUUUGCGAACCCUCAGCAGGAAACUCUGACUCAGAACCAGAGGAGAAGAGCACAGGAUUCCGGCUCAAACCGCCCACCCUUAUCCACGGCCAGGCACCCAGCGCAGGCGUCCCCAGCCAGAAACCGAAAGAACAGCAGAAGAGCGUGUUACGCCCGGCCGUGUUGCAGGCCCCACAGCCGAAGGCUUUCUCACAAGCAGUUCCGACCAGUGGGACGAAUGGCGUCAGCAUCCCUUCCAAUCCCGUGGCGGCCCCAUCUGAGCCCGUGAGCAACAUGACGCCAAAAUCGCCCGAGUCGGAGGAGAAGGACAACCCGUGUCAGAAAACGGAGCCUCCCCACGCUGCCGAAGCUGAGAAGUGCAAAGCGGCUGAGCAGAACGCCCCACAGUCCUUUGUUUUCGGGCAAAACCUCAGAGAUCGAGUGAAGGUACCUGUCUUGCUGCUUGUGUUAGGAGAUGAAGGGGAUGACUCCGCUGACCUGCCGAAUGCCCGGCUCCCGAACUCCGAGACGCUUCCGGCCACCAACUACUUCCUGCAGUACAUCAGCUCCAGCACGGAAAACUCGACACACAGUGCCGACACCUCCAGCACCAAGUUCGUGUUCGGGCAGAACAUGAGCGAGCGGGUUUUGAGUCCACCCAAGCUGAGCGAGCCCGGCCCAGACAGCAGCAAGGAGAACACCGCGGGGGACUCUGGCUCCGAAUCUUCUUCACAAGAAGCCACCCCGGAAAAAGCCAAUAACAUUUCAGAGUCGCUGGCCGAGUCUGCCGCGGCGUACACGAAAGCGACGGCCAGGAAGUGUCUGCUGGAGAAGGUGGAAGUGAUCACAGGAGAGGAGGCAGAGAGCAACGUCCUGCAGAUCCAGUGCAAGCUGUUCGUCUUCGACAAGUCCUCCCAGUCCUGGGUGGAAAGGGGCCGAGGGCUCCUGAGGCUGAACGACAUGGCAUCCACCGACGACGGGACCCUGCAGUCACGCCUGGUCAUGAGAACCCAGGGCAGCUUGCGACUCAUCCUGAACACCAAGCUUUGGGCCCAGAUGCAAAUUGACAAGGCCAGCGAGAAGAGCAUCCGGAUCACAGCCAUGGACACGGAAGACCAGGGGGUCAAAGUCUUUCUCAUCUCGGCGAGUUCUAAAGACACGGGACAGCUCUACGCUGCCUUACACCACCGGAUCCUGGCCUUGCGGAGCCGCGUGGAGCAGGAGCAAGAGGCCAAGAACUCCACCCCGCAGCCGGAGGUGACCCAGUCCAACGAGGAAGACAGUGACGACGACGACGGCCUGGCCCCUUCAGGAUCACCUGGAAGCGGCCCCCCCAACGAAGGCGACGGACAAACCGGCGGGAGCACAUAGCGGCCCUGGAGCCCCUCCCCCACCUGGCCAGAGCCGUGGCAGCCGAGACCUCCCCUCCGGGUGGAACGGAACGUCCUGUCCCAGGCCAGCAACCGAAACUCUGCAUCCCUGUUCUGGUUUUUUUUUUUGUUUUGUUUUUUUGUGUUGGAUUUUUUUGGGGAGCUGGAUUGGUCGAUUCCGUAUUAAAAAGAGAAAAAAAAAAAACAGCAGACUUUGGACAAAAUUCGCUGGAUGUGGUUUGGGGACACCAAUGCUCAUCAUAUUGAUGAGUGGGAAGAAAUACCCUCUCCCCACCCUGCACUUGCUUUUCCUUGGUUAAGGCGUCGUGUGACUCGCCGCCUGUCUGCGAGAUCUUCGGGCUCUCCUCCCCACCACGGACCCUCCCAGCUCUCCCACCCACCCACCCACCCGGGUCCCGCCUCUCCCGCCCCCAGCUCUCCUUUGGAUUGCAAACCGCAAGACGCUGCGUUGCCCUCGUCUCUCUCGACUUCCAGCUCCAAGGGAUUUUGCCCUCGCCUCACCGGCUGCAUUCUGUGUUUUGAUUGCCCACCCCCCACCCCGACACACAGAUGACAAACAAGACCUGGACAGCCGUUUUCCUGAGCUUGGAAGAGACUUUCGACCUGGGGGGGGGGAGGGAAGGGGAGCGCUAACAGCCCCUUCCUUUCUCUUGUUAUUAUUUGGGACUUCUAUUGUGACGAGACCUUUUUUAUUUUAGUUUUUGUAUAAGAUACCCUAGUGUGAUGAGCAAGUGA